Morone saxatilis (striped sea-bass) is the source of this 1242-nucleotide messenger RNA. It is a transcript of the gene adat3, whose product is annotated as adenosine deaminase tRNA specific 3. Gene Ontology annotation, cellular component: cytoplasm; nucleus. Gene Ontology annotation, molecular function: tRNA-specific adenosine-34 deaminase activity. Bases 103 to 1146 code for a protein of 347 amino acids. NCBI's taxonomy places the organism in Eukaryota, Metazoa, Chordata, Actinopteri, Moronidae. The transcript is spliced from 2 exons. The record is from RefSeq and is a predicted model, not a curated record.
UCUGCGACACAAGCAUGAAAGCAUGGAGUCGAGCGGUUAACUGGGUGUUUUCCGGUAUUCUCUUCUAGGUUUUGAUAUCGAAAAGAGGAGAAGACCAAAACAAUGGAGCCACAGACCAAACGCUGGAAGGGAUCGGAGUGUGACACCGACUCCUGGGUUGCUUAUCCUGUACUGUCAGAUGAGCAGUCACAAGACGUCGAGCUGGUAGAGGCGUAUGCUGCACCCAUUGUCAACAAGAAGGAGACAUCUCGACUGGUCCGGGAGCUGAACAGCCUCUACCCGUUGACUGACCUUCAGCAUGUCAAGAGGGUGCGGGCGGUCAAGCAGAAGGGCAGCCCUCACCCUCUGGAAGUCCUUCUGUGCCUGGUCAGUGACGCACGAGCCAUGAAGGUGGUCAGCAUCGACUCUCUGCUCCCCUCAGAUGGAGUUAAAUCAGACGGACUGGGUGAGCCUUUUGUGGUUAAGGUCCCUGCACGUCCCCCCUUGACCCGACCCCAGUUUGAGCUGGCGAGCAAACACUGGCCGACCUCCUUUCACGAGGACAAACAGGUGACCGUCGCCCUGAGAGGAGAGCUCUUCGGCGCGCCUCAGAAAGCCAGGAUGCACGUGUACAUGACCUCUGCUUUGACUGCUGCCAGAGCAGCGAACGAGUUGGGAAUGGAGGCGGUGGGGGCCGUGAUGGUCGACCCAGCGAUGGAGAGGAUCAUUGCGGUGGGCCAUGACUGCAGAGGCGAUCACCCUCUUCAUCACGCAGUCAUGGUCUGCAUUGACCUUGUGGCUCGGAGCCAGGGCGGUGGAUGUUACACCUAUGACAGAUACCCUGCAUGCAGCUUUACUUCACUAACCUCAGACACCGUUCAGAAGGUUCCUGGUGCAGAGGCGAGCUCUCAGCCGUACAUAUGCACUGGGUAUGACCUUUAUGUGACCCGGGAACCUUGUGUCAUGUGCGCCAUGGCGCUGGUGCACUCCCGGAUAGGUCGCGUCUUCUAUGGGAGCGUCUCUGCUGACGGGGCCUUCGGGACCAAAUAUAAAAUCCACUCGCAGAAAGAUUUGAACCAUCGCUUUGAGGUUUAUAAAGGAGUCUUGGGCAAGCAGUGUGAGGAUCUUAACAGUUUGGACGAGCACGUUAAAAGGGAAAGUAGAUAAACAAAUGUAUUUUAAUUCAUCAGCUGGAAAACUCUUUGAAUUCUCGUUAUCACUGUUUUACUUUUGCAUUUAUUUUAAAUAAAGUUUUUAAUCAUG